Molecule: messenger RNA, 1715 nt
Organism: Spirodela intermedia
Lineage: Eukaryota; Viridiplantae; Streptophyta; Magnoliopsida; Alismatales; Araceae
Source: the annotation of a GenBank genome assembly
AUGGAAGGCCCGUUUCGAUUCAGAGGCGGCGGAAGGUGGCGGAGGAGAUCCUCCGGCGGCCGGCCUCAACUCUCCUCCGUCGCUCUACUCUGCGGCGGUCUUCUCAUCUUCUUUUUCCUGUUCCUCUUCCUCUUCUCGGAGGUCCUAAGAGUGGUCGUUGUAUCCCUACAUUCCCCUUUGUUGGAUGGGAUCAAUGUCUCUGCUCCGCUCCUACAAUGCAGCGGCGGAUCUUCGUCCCCCAUGGGCAAUGGGGAGAGGUUCCUGUUGUAUGCUCCACACAGCGGCUUCAGCAACCAGCUAUCUGAGCUCAGGAACGCUAUCCUCUUCGCUGCGAUCCUCAAUCGGACUCUGGUUGUGCCCCCGGUCCUCGACCACCAUGCCGUCGUUCUUGGAAGCUGCCCCAAGUUUAGGGUCUCCAGCCCCUCUGAUCUGCGCGCCUCUGUCUGGGAUCACACAAUGGAGCUCCUUCGGAGUCGGAGGUGAGAGGGCCACGAGCCAGAUACUCGUGUCCCCCAGAUAAAUAUGGAGACAGCUGCUACUUAAUUUCUUGAUGUGUACAUUUUUCCUUCAAAUCCUCGAUAUCCGUUCGGCCGAGAUACGAGGGAACGAAUUUUCACCAUUCGCAUAAAUCAUUUUGCAGGUUCGUCUCCAUGGCCGACGUCAUUGAUCUUUCUCCCAUGGUUUCCGCUUCCAUGGUAAGAUUUGUUGAUUUUAGCGAGUUUGCAUCAGUAUGGUGUGGCAUCGAUAUGAAUCUUGUUUGCACUGUUUAUGAGCAUGAAUCUUUGCCGAAGGAAUUCACGCUGUGCAAAGAUAUAUUGUCUGGACUGGACAUGGGUGCUCAAAAUUGUGUAUAUGGUGUGGAGGAUGACUGUAGGACUACAGUGUGGACUUAUGGCCAAGACAGCGACGGCAGCUUGGAUUCAUUUCAACUUGACAAAGAAUUGCAGGAAAGGAAAAAAAUUUCCUACAUUAGGAGGAGGAGAGAUGUGUACAAAGCUUUCGGGCCUGGCUCCAAACCUGAAACCUCCACAGUACUGGUGUUUGGAAGUCUUUUCUCAGCACCAUAUAAGGGUAAUGAGCUUUACAUUGAUAUCCAUGACGUGCCAACAGACUCCAGAAUUCAGUCACUCUUGAGAAAAAUUGACUACCUCCCAUUCGCACAGGAAAUAUUAAAUGCUGGAAAGGAGUUUGCUUUGAACAAGAUAAAAGGGCCCUUCCUCUGUGCUCAACUAAGGCUGCUCGAUGGGCAGUUCAAGAAUCAUUGGAAGGAAGCCUUUUCAACUCUGAGAGAAAAGAUAGAGCUUAUACAGGCCGAUAAAAGGGAAAAGAAAAAUCAAGGCCCAAUCUCUAUUUUCGUUAUGACAGAUCUGCCUGCAGAUAAUUGGACUGGAACUUAUCUGGCAGACUUAUUGAGCAACUCGAGUUCUUUCAAGUUCUUUACUCUUCCUGAAGACAACAAGCUAGUGGCACAUGCAUCUAUGCAGCUUAUGUCUGCGAGGCAUAGCUUACGGACUCCCCUUCUUCUGGAGAAUCGUAACAUUACAGUGAACAAAAGAAUUUGUCCUCCCCUGAUAUUGCCUAGUAUUCUUCUUUAUGUACAGGAAGUAGUAUGCAGUUGUGCAUCAUUAGGAUUUGUAGGGACUUCUGGAUCUACAAUUGCUGAAAACAUUGAUCUGAUGAGAAAAAAUGAUGCCUGCAGCUCUGAACUCUUGUAA